UAGGCCCAUAUCACGCGCUCUCUGCAUGCACGUCGCGUGCGGUUCCGGUUAGUUCUCAAGGUGGGUCCCACCGCUAACCUUCAGCCAUGGCCGCUGCUUCUGGAUCACUGUCCCCUGCCCCUCUCUCCCUCUCCCUCUCCCUCUAACUCCCCCAAGAAGAGAGAGAAGAAAAUCGAGCUCCCAAACUCCGAUCCUGAUCGCCUUGAGAUCGAUCCAGAUGUCUCUCCUUCAGCCAUCGCCUCUGCAUUCUCUCAAAGAUUCACCAUCUCUGUAUCCCUCUUCUCUCCGUUCUCGCUCCAAAGAUUUAAUCUUUUCAAAGAGUUCUCUGAAACUGAAGAGGACGACGGUGGGGCGGGGGCAAAACGGGAAGCGAAGGCUCUCUAGGGUUUUUGCCGCAGCUGAUCAGGCUGCAUUCAGGAAAAUGAAUCUCAACGAGUACAUGGUCACCCUAGAGCGACCCCUGGGCAUUCGGUUUGCUCUCUCCGUUGAUGGCAGGAUUUUUGUUCACUCUAUGAAGAAGGGGGGGAACGCAGAGAAGUCGAGAAUUAUUAUGGUGGGGGACACAGUGAAGAAGGCAAGUAGUACCUCUGAUGGUGGUGGGGGGUUCAGUGAGAUCAAAGACCUCAAUGAUGCACGGAAGAUACUCAAGGAGAUUUCAGGUUCACUUAGUCUUGUUCUUGAAAGACCAUUUUCUCCUUACCCAAUCCAGCAUCUACAUCUAAAUGACAGCUAUCAUACUUUAUUUAAUAAAGGCCGAGUUCCUUUCGCUACAUGGAACAAAACAGUUUUGGCAUCAAACUUGCAGUCAUCUUCAGAGGGAAAUGGGAACUCUGGUUUUGCCAUUUUUUCACCAAAAUUUCUGGCACCAGAAGGACGACGCCUUUUUAGUGAAAAGAGUGUUAUACCCAAUUUCUCAUUACAAAAUAACAGUUCUUUUACUUCUAUAAGUAUAAAUGAAAUUGUCAGUAUUUUUUCUGAGGAAGAGACUGAAGAUGUUGAAUGGGCAUUUGGAAGCUUUCCUUUGGAGGAAUAUAUCAAAGCACUUGAUCGAGCUAAAGGGGAAUUGUACUACAAUCACUCGCUUGGAAUGCAAUACAGCAAGAUAACUGAACAGAUAUAUGUUGGAUCAUGCAUACAGACAGAAAGUGAUGUGCAAACAUUGUCCAACAUGGGGAUCACUGCUGUUCUAAAUUUCCAGAGUGAAAGCGAGCAUGCCAAUUGGGGAAUCAACUCAGAGUCCAUAAAUGAUUCUUGUCACCAUCAUAAUAUCCUUAUGGUUAAUUAUCCUAUUAGGGAGGUAGAUUCUGUAGACCUAAGGAAGAAGCUUCCUUUCUGUGUAGGGCUUUUAUUACGACUUCUAAGGAAGAACUUCCGUAUAUUUGUAACUUGUACCACUGGAUUAGAUAGAUCUCCUGCAUGUGUAAUAGCGUACUUGCACUGGAUCCAAGAUACUGCUCUUCAUGCUGCCCAUGGUUUUGUUACUGGGUUGCAUUCAUGUCGAUCAGAUAGACCAGCUAUAGUUUGGGCAACAUGGGAUCUUAUUGCCAUGGUGGAAAAUGGAAAAUAUGAUGGACCACCAACACACGCAGUGAACUUUGUAUGGAAUAAUGGGUCCCGGGAGGGAGAGGAGGUAUAUUUGGUUGGUGAUUUCACAGGCAAUUGGAAAGAUUCUGUCAAGGCAGAGCACAAAGGCGGUUCGAAAUAUGAAGUUGAACUUAGACUUCGGCAUGGAAAAUACAACUAUAAGUUCAUUGUUGGUGGACAAUGGAGGCACUCAUCAGGAUUACCAACUGAAACAGAUGAACAUGGAAAUGUCAACAAUGUAAUUAGAGUUGGUGAUGUUGCUCGCAUUAAACCUGCUCCUACUCAGCUACAGGUAAAGGAUCCAACAGUUGUUAAGGUGAUAGAACGACAACUGACUGAAGACGAAAGGUUCCUGUUAGCUUUUGCAGCACGUCGGAUUGCAUUUUCUAUCUGCCCAGUCAAGCUGACUCCGAAAUAGAUGAAUAGGACGCGUCAACUUGUAUCUCCUUCUCAUUGUCCGGGGGGCGGUCUUGCGACCGACUGAAAAUGCAUGUAAGUUAAGCAUUUGUAUUAAUGGGGCCAAGAAACUGUAAAACUCAUCUGUAUUUUCAAUAAAAUUUGGGGCAAUUAAUUUUAAAUUAA
Molecule: messenger RNA, 2166 nt
Organism: Asparagus officinalis (garden asparagus)
Lineage: Eukaryota; Viridiplantae; Streptophyta; Magnoliopsida; Asparagales; Asparagaceae
Product: phosphoglucan phosphatase LSF1, chloroplastic
Exons: 10
Coding region: 218-2002 (594 amino acids)
Biological process (GO): starch catabolic process; protein dephosphorylation
Cellular component (GO): chloroplast; starch grain
Molecular function (GO): protein binding; protein tyrosine/serine/threonine phosphatase activity; carbohydrate phosphatase activity
Source: RefSeq, a predicted model, not a curated record